Molecule: messenger RNA, 2356 nt
Organism: Condylostylus longicornis
Lineage: Eukaryota; Metazoa; Arthropoda; Insecta; Diptera; Dolichopodidae
Product: protein FAM114A2
Exons: 4
Coding region: 114-2258 (714 amino acids)
Source: RefSeq, a predicted model, not a curated record
GCCAGUUGGCGAAAAGUUAAUGUUUCUUGUUAAUUUGUUUUGUGCUCGCUAGCAAAAUUUUUUUGUAAAAUAAGUAUUUAAAAAAAAAUUGAUACGCGCACAAACUUUCUAAAAUGUCUGAUAGUGAAGAAUUUUUAAGCGCUGAAGAAGAUUAUGAAGAAUUUGAGAAAAAGCCAGAAAACAAUGCCAGAAAAACCGAAAUAUGCCAUAGAGGGAAGGAAAUCUCCACAAAAGUUGAAAAGGUCAAUAUAAAAUUAAAGAAAGAUAUUAAAACCGAACCAGAGCUGGAAUCGGAGCAGGGAAACACAGCAAUUAAUAUUCUAGAAAAUGAUAUGCAAAAAGUGACAGAAAAAAUAUGUAAUUUAGGUACAGAAAGUGAUUCAGAGGUCAAAAAUGUGAAUGAAAAUGAUUGGAACGGGGAGGAUGAUCGAGAAAUGGAAAAAAAUGAUAGUUUAAAGUCCGAAAUUAUGAAAAAUACUGAAAAAAAAGUGAUCACACCACCACUAAAUAUUGAUAUUGAUACGAAUAAAAUUUCGGGAGAUUUAGCAAAGAAUAUAAGUUCUAAUAUAGAUGUGAAGAUUGAAGCACGACAUAGUAAAUCAGACAUUACAAUAUUGGAAGAAGAUAAGAAAUUUCCUGAAAAUUUUAAUGAAAAAGAAAAAAUUUAUCAGGAACAUGAAUCGGAUAAAAGCACAAACGAAAAGAAAAAAGUCGAUGCAAAAAUUUCAGAAAGCAAAGAUGAUGAAUGGGACUUUGACGAUUGGAAUGAUGACGAUAAGAUAUGUAUUACCAGUGAGAAUAAAACCAAAUCAGGGGUCGAAACUGUUUCCAAUACAAAUUGUCUUAAACAAAUGACUGAGCAAAAUAAUGAAACUCCAAAACAUGGAGAGAUUCUAGUUAAUUCAAAAGAAAAGGAAAAUGAUGAUACGGCUUGGGACGACUUUGAUGACAAUGACGAGUGGAUUGCAACUGAUACAGUUAGCAAAGAUCUGAAUAACUCAAAUAAUAAAUUAGCUAACGAUGCGAAACUGGAGCCUUGCAAAAAUAAUCAAAAUUUCAAAAACAAUGCUCAAGACUCUCAAAAUAAUGAUUCUUGGAACGGAUGGAAACCUUGGGGAGGGGUGGUGACGUCACUAUUAUCCACAGCUACAGAAGGCGUCACCUCAUUAACAACACAUGUAAGCCAAGUUUUGGAAAAUAGCAUUGGCAUUCCUGAGCCAGAGGAACUUGUCAAAAUUAACCAAAAAUUGGAAGAACAGCAAUUAUGCUCAGAUACAGAAAAAUCAAGUGAUGUCAGUAGUGAAGAUAAAAAGGAGGAGCGUCAGUCUACAUUAAUAGGAUUAGUUUCAGGUGUAACAACAAUAGGAAAUAAAGUGAUAACUGGUGGAUUGGAUACCUUAGAAGGGAUUGGAAAGAAGACCAUGAAUAUAUUACAAGAAAAUGAUCCACUACUUUUAAAUAAAAGAAGGAUUAUUGGACUUGAAAGUUCAAAGCCUAAUCUGAGUCAGGUUUUACGAGAAGCGAAGGAAAAGUCUGAAGAAAUUGAAAAAAACUUAAAGCAAGCACAAAAGCAGUCAUAUAAAAAACAAUUACAUUUUGAAACAUUAUUUGAUCAUUAUUAUGGACUAGUACACCUUGAAGCUCUCGAAAUGUUGUCAAGACAAUGCGAUAUUAAAAUACAAUCCUUAAUGACACCACUUUCUGGAAAAGCCUUAGAUGAAAUGAAAGAAACUCUUAACGAAGUUAAAGAAUUAUGUGAUUUAGAAGAAUUGGAAGCCGACGAUCAUGAUGAGCCAUAUACCAAGGAAAUUUUGGAAAAUGAUUUAAAAAGAGCGACUCAAGAUUUUGGAAUACCAACCGAUUUCACUGAAAUAUUAGAAUGCUGGGAAAAGAAUCUUAUUUAUCUUCAAGGAGACAUUGAAAAUGCUCAUGAGGUUUUUGAAAAAGGUUUACGAUGUUUGGCCGAGACUUGUGCACUCCAAAUGAACAAAAUGCAUAAAAUUGCGGAAUUACUUAUAAUUAAAGAAUCCCACACCACAGUGAGCGAAGCUGACAGUUUGGUCCAAAUUACAACAAUAUUUUCACGUCAUCUAAGAGGUAUAGCUAACAAGUUUUGUGGAAAAUUGAACACGUUUGAGCAAACAGAAGAAGUAAAAACUUCCAUCACCAAUAUCUUUGUUGAGGUUUAUAACAGUACCUCUUAUGUUCAAAGUGCAUUUAAAUUAUUUAUACCCAUUCUUCAAGUUGGCGCAGCAUAACCUUCUUCCUUUUAAUAAUAUAAUACUGUACUUUAUUGUUUUUUGUAAAAUUUAUUAUUGUUAUUAAAAUUAAUAAAUCUUGAAAGUAAAAACUGAAA